AACGAAAGAUACCCUUUACCUGUCGCCUCAAAUAUAUCACUGCUACAUUAAUAGCCAUGGUAGAUCCCCUCUUCUUCUUCUUCUUCUUCUGUGUUGCGUCGCUCGCGUUGCGUGCCACGGCUAGCUAAGGAUACAGUAAUGAUUGAUCAUAGAGGUUGACACAUUGACACGGGGCGAGCAUCGGUGACUGUUUUCUCCACGGCCAGAACACAUCAUAUGACAAUUCAAAAGAGUGAACUUCUCUGCCUGCCUCCAGUUGCAUAGCUCGAUCAGACACAGACAGAGCUGCUCUCUUUUGGUGGGGAAGGCGCAGGAGCAGGAACGACAUCCAUCUCACUGGGACAAAAUCUAUAUCAAUGUCUGGCUGCUACCAAUACCAUAUAUUAGUUAUUUGUUCGGCAACCCUUACCAAUUAUUCAAAGCAAUCAAUAAUUAAUUACCGUCAUAACUCACGUUCAAGCCUCAUUCUUAAGACACUCAUUAAAGAGCUUGUUUUAGCGUGUUAGACCGCCAUCUCCUUUCCUAGGCAUUCCCAAUACUUGUCAAGCGAGAGCUGUUUUUUUCUUCAACCGAUUGGUUAGGUCGGCUACUUUUUCUCUGUCCAUGGCCGGAGUCGGAAGUCACAUACAUAUCGAAGUGGAGGAAUCUAGCGUCCCACCCGAAAACGCCCCUUUCCUCAAGAACCGAGAAUCAAUUCCUGCGGAUGAUCAUCGAGAAGAGGAAAGCCUUUUAGAUAAAACCCUUCAACGAUUAGAUCUUUUUCUUUCUUUCUUGGGAUUCAACCAGUCCUCUGUGUGGAAGUUCUUUGUUUCCUCGGGAGCUUUUCUGGUCAUAGGGGUUUUGCUCCCGGUGGUCAUAUUGGAGCUCUCUAAUUGCCAAGGCUGUGAAAAGGGACAAAUCAGGAGUUUUGAGAUCGGUAUGGUGGUUUCUCAGGCUUGUUUGGCUGCCGCAUCUUUGUUAUGCCUUUCCCACAACCUGAGAAAAUAUGGCGUGAGGAAGUUUCUGUUCGUUGAUCGGUACAGUGGACAUGCGGACAAGUUCAGUGGCCAUUACCUACGGAAGAUUUCGGAAUCAAUGCGCUUGGUAGUGGUAUGGGUGUUGCCAUGUUGCCUUUUGAAGACUGUCCGUGAAAUCAUCAGAAUUAUGUAUGUUCAUCACGAGUCAUGGUGGCAAUCCGCCAUAAUUUUGUGUGGUUUUGUGUUCUCAUGGACAUACGUGACAACUAUCAUUCUUUCAGCCAGUGCCAUCUUCCAUGCUGUUUGCAGUUUGCAAAUUUUACAUUUUGAGGACUAUGGGAAGCUUUUGGAAACAGAAACUGAUGCCAUAGUAUUGCUGCAAGAGCAUGCUCGCCUCCGCUAUUACCUCUCCAAAAUAAGCCACAGAUUUCGAAUAUAUCUUCUUUUACAGUUUUUUAUAGUCACUAUCAGCCAGUUUGUGAUUCUAUUCCAGAUCACUGGAUAUAAUGGAAUGAUUACUUUGAUCAAUGGGGGUGAUUAUGCUGUGACCUCAAUUGUUCAGGUGGUGGGCAUAAUCCUCUGCUUGAAUGCUUCUGCAAAAAUAUCCCAUAGAGCCCAAGGGAUUGGAGCAAUGGCAUGUAGAUGGCAUGCUUUGGUUACAUGCAGUACAUCUGAUGGAUCUCUGUUUAGAACUUGCAGCAGCGUCGUCGUGAAUUCAGAGGCACCACAUCAUAAUAAGCUCCACAUUGACAGCUCAGAGAGCGAUUUGGAGUCGUUGGAUUUCAUGACUGGGACAACAAACACCCAGUUGGCAUCGUAUAUGUCAUCAUACCACAAGAGAUUGGCUCUAGUGAUGUAUCUGCAGGCCAAUCCUGGGGGAAUCACAAUAUUUGGGUGGACUGUUGACAGAGGGUUGAUCAACACAAUAUUUUUCAUUGAACUGACGCUGCUUACAGUUGUGUUGGGUAAGACCAUCGUUGCUUGAUCACGAUGUGGUGUGGAGUCGGUAGUAAGCAAGCGUACAUAGCAUAGCAUCGCAUCGCAUCGCAUACAAUGAGGGGGGUGUUGACAGUUGUUAGUAAUUAAUAGGGCAGUGGUGACAGGAGUUUGUAUGGUGGUACGCAAUCUUUGCCAUAUAUUAGUGUGUAUUUUUGGAUGAGUUUGUUGAAAGUGAUGAUUUUGUGCUGAUUUAGGGUGAUUGAUUGAUAUUUAUUGUGGGGGAUUAAGACAGUUUUCUUAGCCUUAGGUACACUGAGAGCAGUUAGGACAGCAAGCUGAAUUUGUAAAUUGGGGAUUGGUGAAUCUAAUCACAACUAUUUGAUUUAGAUCCA
Molecule: messenger RNA, 2287 nt
Organism: Andrographis paniculata
Lineage: Eukaryota; Viridiplantae; Streptophyta; Magnoliopsida; Lamiales; Acanthaceae
Exons: 4
Coding region: 604-1941 (445 amino acids)
Source: RefSeq, a predicted model, not a curated record